Molecule: messenger RNA, 1011 nt
Organism: Nicotiana attenuata
Lineage: Eukaryota; Viridiplantae; Streptophyta; Magnoliopsida; Solanales; Solanaceae
Exons: 2
Coding region: 136-699 (187 amino acids)
Source: RefSeq, a predicted model, not a curated record
UCUCUUUCUCUCUACUUGUCUUUAGUUUAUUUACUUUACAGUCGUUAUUUUAUAACACGUUAUCAGCACGAGACACUGCCAUCUCGAGCAAAUACUUUGAAAGUAUCAGAGGUACGAACUUUCUUUUUCUAAAUAAUGUCAAAUCUCUCUAAACUUGAAUUUGUAGCCCUGGAUAUAUCAGGCAAAAGCUACAUGUAUUGGGUGCUUGAUACUGAAAUUCAUCUUGAUGCGAUGGAUCUGGCAGACACCAUCAAGGACAAAAAUCAAGCAUCAAACCAAGACCGUGCCAAAGCAAUGAUAUUCCUACGCCAUCACCUUGAUGAGGGCCUGAAAAUGGAAUAUCUUACUGUUAAAGAUCCAGUCAUACUGUGGAAUAAUUUGAAAGAUAGAUAUGACCACCUGAAGAUGGUCGUUCUUCCACAGAUACGUUAUGAUUGGACUCAUCUAAGGCUACAAGAUUUUAAAUCUAUCACCGAACAACAUAUUGAGCUAUUAAUGAAAAACCAUGAAAGUCGACCUACUGGUUCUUGUCCAUUCCCUGAAGUGAAUGAGACGAACUUCCACCAAGCUAAGCGCGGAAGAGGUCGUGGCCCCAGUCGUGGUCAUGACCGUGGUCGGGGAAGAAACUUUAAUCAUGGUAAUAAUAAUGCACCAAAGAACCCUCCACCAGCAGUGGAAAAGGAAGGAACAAAAGCAUGAAAAGGUGCAAGCUCCAAAUGCAGAAAAUGCAUGCUAUAGAUGUGGAGGAAAAGGGCACUGGUCACGUACUUGUCGUACGCCAAAGCACCUGGUUGAGCUUUAUCAAGCCUCCUUAAAGAAGACAGAGAAAAAUGCUGAAGCAAAUUUUAUUUCUGGAGAUAAUUUAGACUUCAUGCAUUUGGAUGUAGCUGAUUACUUUGCACUCCCAGAAGGAGAAACAAGUCAUGUGAUCGGUGGUGAAUCUGUAGAAAUGUAUAUAUUUUAAUUUUUAUUGUUUGUAAUAGAUAGUAUGGUUAACAAUAAAAGUUAUGC